ACAUCAUAACGGCAGGCCAGACGACAUCGUUCUCCUCUGCUCAUCCUUCCAGACUGAGCCAUGAAUUUAUCACUGAUCUCACUAUGUGUUACUAUAACACUGCUGUGUGCUGGAGGCUCAAAGGCACAGACUGAAAACAGCUGUGGGUUUGCUCCUCUGAACACCCGCAUUGUGGGAGGUGCCAAUGCCCAGGCGGGGAACUGGCCCUGGCAAGUUAGUAUGCAUCACCAAGAUCAACACAUAUGUGGAGGAACACUCAUCCACCAGGAGUGGGUUCUCACCGCCGCCCACUGUAUCCUCUCCUUAGAUACCAGCAACUGGAUGCUGUACCUGGGAAGAGAGAAUCAGAGCACAGCCAAUCCCAAUGAAGUGAGCCGGGGUGUCCAGGAAAUUAUCAUGCACCCCUCCUACAACAACACUCUGUUCAACAACGACGUCACCCUGAUGAGGCUGAGCUCACCGGUCAACUUCAGCGACUACAUCCGGCCCAUCUGCCUGGCAUCCAAUUCCAGCACUUUCUACAGCAACACCACCUGCUGGUCCACAGGCUGGGGACUCCUUAGGCAUAAUGAGUCUUUAGCCUCUGAAACCCUGCAGGAGGUAGAGGUCCCUGUCGUGGGCAACAGCCAGUGUGCAUGCAACUAUCAGGUAGCAAAGGAUGCCAACAUCACGGCUCAGAUGAUUUGUGCGGGCAGUGCGGGUAAAGGAACUUGUCAGGGUGACUCUGGAGGUCCGCUGCAGUGUAAGCAGGGUUCUGUUUGGGUCCAGGCGGGCGUGACCAGUUAUGGAAUCUCCUGUGCCGCUGGGAUUCCCGAGGUUUAUGCCCGUGUGUCAGAGUUCCAGUCCUGGAUCACUGAGAACGUCGCUGGAUCCAGCAUUGGCUUUGUGACGUUCUCAUCCACUGGGGAGGAUUCAGACAGCAGCUUCACCUGUACCGAAGACAGCUCUAGCUCAGCUGCUGCCCAGCCAACCCUUUCCCUGUUCAGCGUUCUCCUCAUCUUCCUCUCAUUCCACCUGUGUUCCUCACUCUGAUCUGCUCAGGAGUCCACCCACCCGCUAUUCUUCUCCUCUUAGAGAAGAUCUCCACAUGCUCACCCUAAAUAAUCUUAAAAUAAAAAAGUGAUUGAAUACAAAUACAAACCACCAAAGGCGUAGCAGCAUGUUUGACACAUUUGCUAAAACGAAUCUAAGCCCACCCUACAGUGAAUUAGAAUUUGCUGAGUUACAUUUAAUCACAAAAAAACUAAAUACAUUUUUCUCUACUUUUGAUUAUUAUUAGUUAAAUCCAAGCAAAGGUCACUUAACAACCUAAACAUUUUACUCCACAUUACAUUUACUGUUGUUAGAAAAAAAUGUGAAAUGUCUGCAUUAUAUACAUAUGACAAAAAACUGAACAGUUAUCACCUAAUAUUUUAAAUAAUAUAACAAUUGAUUAUUAUUAUUAUUAUUAUUAUUAUUAUUAUUAUUAUUAUUAUUAUUAUUGACAUGUCUAUUGUAUAUUUACAUUUUCUCCACUUUUUAAAAAACUCCUUAGCAUUGGGUUCUGUAUUUUUAAUUAGUGAUUUUUGGCAGCAGUUAAAUGACAAAACCCUCCCAGUCUGUUAGCAGAAUAAGACAUUACCCAAAAGUCGUUUUUAUUGCAGUAAAUUGUUAUUGUUGCGAUUCAUUGCUCUCAUCGCUGACCUCGCUGACCUGCGGCAGUGCAGAUUUUGGCGCGCUUUCAAAAUAAAAGUUUUAAAAAACUUAAAACAAUUUCCAUCUUUUAAAAAAGCCACCUAUUUAUAAUCCCCCGGUUCCUACGACAACGCAAAAUCACAAGGGGAUUAGAAAUAGGUGGAUUUUUUUUUAAAAGGUGGAAAUUGUUUUUACAUUUUUUUUUAACUUUUAUUUUGAAAGCGCGCCAAAAUCUGCACUCCCGCAGGCGAGUUCAGUGAUGCAGUUACGUGGUUCCAAGAUUAAUAAAUGCAGUUAAGAGUUUGAUUUAUUAGGUAACUUACUGUGUUUAGGCACUUGCUGGUUUAAUAUGAACAUAUAAAACAUUUAAAAUAUACAGCAUUAAAAAAAUAUGUAUACCAAUGUUUUGUAACACAAGUCAUAUUUUUGCAAUAUUACAUUUUCCAAGUGCUUAUUUUACUUUCAGUGAUAGUUUUAUAUCUCUCAUCUUAGAUUAUUUUCUUUGGUGAUAGCUCAAAGUGUGAACUACACUUCCUGACUGUAGGUGGAGCCCAAGAGAAAGAAAUACCAAAUAACAUUUACCAUUUCUUACAUAAUUCUGCUUUAUAUGGUUUAUAGGGUUGUGCAUGCUUUUAAAUUUUUUUUUUCCUUCCUAACCCUCCAUUUACUGUGACCUUGUGGAUUUAUGAUCAAAAAGUGUUGUAACUCAUUAAUAAAUAUCAAAUUUCCAA
This is a messenger RNA of Astyanax mexicanus (Mexican tetra), 2405 nucleotides long. Its product is annotated as serine protease. The record is from RefSeq and is a predicted model, not a curated record. The transcript has 6 exons. Gene Ontology annotation, biological process: proteolysis. Gene Ontology annotation, molecular function: serine-type endopeptidase activity. Lineage: Eukaryota; Metazoa; Chordata; Actinopteri; Characiformes; Acestrorhamphidae. Bases 61 to 1032 code for a protein of 323 amino acids.